UUACGAAAACACGUAAUAGGUUAAAUACCUAUUCGUAUAUUUUGUCCAAUAAUUAUGUCAUCUUGAUGGAAAUUGACAAGAAAUAUGACAUUUUGCGUGUGUUUAUUAGAGACGGUAUAAAUUUAUAGACUAUUUUGAUAUCAGAUUUUCAUAUGAGUUAUUGUUGUCCACAAUGCAGUUUUACGUCGCAGUUCGAAAGCGCCCUGAUGAUGCAUCAGCAACUGCAUCAUCCCACCUCCAUCGAUGAUGAUGACACCAGUAAAACUAAGACUUUGCCGAAGUCACACAUAGUGCCUCGAGCUGGGUCAUCGAAAUAUACAGCAGAUAAAGUAAAGAAAGGAUUUCCAUUGGCCGCCCGAACCUCGUCUGCCACAAGAUUGUUCGACAGACUGCGCGCGCGCAUCUCGCGCAGUCGCGCUUUGUUCGCGCACGCUGAGGAAACAACGGAAAAUGACCUGCCAGUUAUCAGCGAGUCAUGCACAUCCAAAGGUUUGAAUUUGGACUCUGCGGUAUCAAAGAGCAGUACCAUCACAGCCACCCUUGGUUCUCUGGCCAUCGGUCCAGAGUCCUCCAACAGGGAGACAUUUGGUUGUCACCUGUGUUCGUUCGACGCAGAUAGGAUAACAGUACUAGACCGCCAUCUUCUCAACGACCAUAAAAUAGGUCUGGACAAUCUUUUAAAACUGGUCAUGGCUAAAACAAAAGAUGGUCUCUCCGAAAAUACAUCGCCAACCAUUUUCGGCGUUAGACAAACAUAUUACAAACCACCAGAUGAAAUUAUCGAAGAAGGAGAAUUUGUAAUAGAAACUGUAACACCGAAAAUUAAAAUAUUAAAACAUGCAGCUGUUAAUACGAAUUUAAAAUGGACAGAUAUACCAGAUUUGAAAGACAAUUGUCGGAUGAUAACGAAGGAGUUGGAGAAACUGAUGAAACGGCCGAUGCAAAUGGACAAAGAUACGUUUAUGAAUAAAAUGCAAACGCUGAACCAGUGCAUGUGCAGAUUUGUCGACUCAACUAAUACUCUAAAGAGAGUUUUGACGAAGGAUUUUGACUCUAAGAUAAGUGUUCGCGAUGAGAAAAGAGAGCCAUUCUUCGAUUUAGGUCUGGGAGAUCAAGACAGUCCGCGUGAUUGGGAACGAGCCCAUAGUGAGAAAUUGGAAAGAAGCAGGAAUAAAUAUAGAGAAAACAGGGACGAAAAAACUAAAUUUUCUUCAGAGAGCUUUUACUUCUGAUAAACGUUACUUUAAAAUAAAUUAAG
Galleria mellonella (greater wax moth) is the source of this 1258-nucleotide messenger RNA. RefSeq lists its product as uncharacterized. NCBI's taxonomy places the organism in Eukaryota, Metazoa, Arthropoda, Insecta, Lepidoptera, Pyralidae. The transcript has 8 exons. Bases 153 to 1232 code for a protein of 359 amino acids. The record is from RefSeq and is a predicted model, not a curated record.